GGGUGCAGUUUCGGAAGGAAGCAGAGAAAGAGUACCAUUCUAAUUGUCCGUUUUCGCUCAUAUGGAUGAGGACGUAAACAUGGACAAUAAUAACGACAACAACACCAGCAACAAUGACAGCGGAGACAGCUUUUGGUUGAUUAAUAUGUUCGAAAAGCUUGAAUCAGUGUUCACCGAUGUAUGCUAUUCCGCCUCUUCCAAUCCCUUUGAUAUGUUGAUUUUGGUCAGAUCUGAAACUCGCAUAUUAACAAUUCUACUUGUUUUCUGAAUCAUGUGAACAACAGCAAGCGUGUAGUUAUGUGGAGAAUCAGUUGCAGUCGAUAGGCUCCGAUAUGACAAACUUUCUGUCGGAUUUCAUGCAUGAAGCGCUGCCCUUUUCUUGGAUCGACAAUACAACUGCACAGCCACGGCACAGUAAUGAUUCUGCCCUCGACAGUGACCCGAUGGUUAAUGCAACUGACAGUCACCACCAACCUUUUGAGGAGGAAAAUCCCAACCUUGCCGAUGCCUCUGAAGAUGAAACUUGUAGUCCAAUUAACACCUCUGGAAAGAGCUCGAAACGGGUGGACAUAUCUAAUGAUUUCUGUGAUCUAAUGCAGGAAGCACUGCCCUCUUCUUUGAUUGACAAUACAACUGCACAGCCAGGGCACAGUAAUGAUUUUGCCCUCAACAGUGACCCGAUGGUUAAUGCAACUGACAGUCAUCACCGGCCUAUUGAGGAGGAAAAUCCCAACGUUCCCGAUGCCUCCAGGGAUGAAACUUGUAGUGCAAGUAGCUCCUCUGGAAAGAGCUCAAAACGGGGGGACAUAUCUAAUGGUUUCUGUGAUCUUUUAACUUGGAUAAAAUCCACCUCUCCUUCUGGUGCUUUGGCUGAAUGUUCUCAAAACAAUGCUGCUAGUGUCGGGAUCACUCCCAUCCAUCCCAGCGAGAAAGAGCUUGGCGACAACUCUAAGGAAUGCUCAGACAAGCUGGAUGCACUGAAUGGUGUCUUUCAAUUGAAAACACAUUCUAGGUUGGCUAAUACAACUGAAUCAUAUGUUGGGAAUGCUUCCAAUGUUGAGACUGUUGGCAUCCCUGUCCUUGAAGCCGACAUCAGUGAUGGUUUACGUGCAUGCCGCAUUGACAAUGAUCUCGAGUAUGGAAGUGUUCGCCCUCAUGCCUGUGAAGCAAAAGAGUUUGUUAACCACUACAGGGAGAGCUUGGAGUGUGACCCAAUGCAUGCAUCGAAUGUCACUUUGACAUGCGAAUUGCUUUCGGAUGUGGGUAUUAUAACUCAAUGGUCUGAUGAUGAUAUUGAAGAAGCUGAAAGUGCUCCGCCCAUUGCCUCUGGAAAUGAAUUAAGUAAUCACUCCAGGGAGAAUUCAAAGCCAUUGCAUCCAUUUUUCUCUAUAAAAAUCCUCGAUAAUAAAGCUGCUGACGAUGAACCUACUGGCUCUGAUACCUCUGCAGGCAAAUUCUUAUUGGACAGUACAAAUCCGACAGAAGAGAUGAAGCCGGGUGAGGGCUUCAUUGUGCUCGAUCGAAGUGAAGUUUGUCCAUUCUAUAAUGGAGAAGGGAAGAUAAUACCUAACAAGAGAAAGAUCGGAAGGGCUUUCUAUUCGAAAGUUUUUCCGACAAAGAACAAUACAAAUCCGGUUGGAGCUGAAUUAAAUAUACAAAUGGAAUGCUCUGGCAAUCUGCUUAGCCUGUCCCGACCAUCAACACCAGAGGAAGUGGAAUAUUCCAAUUCCGACUGGGAGAUCGUAUAGAUGAGUCAUAAGUUCUCUUUACCAUUUGACUCUUCAUGUCUUACCUCGUUUUAUCUGUUGUUUAGCAAAUUAGGCUUAGGCACUGGAAAUUAACCUUUCCAAGUUUUAUUCAAGGUAGGAAUUUGGCAAUUAUACAAUAAUUAUUGCAUUCUUUCUUCGUAAAUUACAUUAUUCCAUGUUCGAUAUUUUUUUUUCCC
Punica granatum (pomegranate) is the source of this 1945-nucleotide messenger RNA. Lineage: Eukaryota; Viridiplantae; Streptophyta; Magnoliopsida; Myrtales; Lythraceae. The record is from RefSeq and is a predicted model, not a curated record.